UUCUCUUGUUCUCUUCAUACUUCUUCCUACUACUCCCAUCUAGCAACCACUACCUUGCAAACCAACUUAUACUACUUACUCUCAUACUUCCAAACCUACUCUGCCACACUCAUAACCACACAGACCGCAGCUUCAACGUUACUCCCCAACUCUAUAAUCAAUACCCGACUUCACCGCUGCUAAGCCCCACCACUCUUUUGAGUUACGGGCUGCGGACGCAGGCAGUCACUAGUAGGCAAUACUAUUAAACGCCUACAUACAUUUAUAGGGCAUCCCGUUGUCCCUAUAUAUACCUAACUCUUUAUCCUCCCACUUUGAGAGGCAUCCUCUCCCUCCAUUUCUCUCCCCCUUCGUGUUUUUACUUCUUCCUCCGGCGUCCAGUUACUAUGGCGUCCGCCGUUCUCCCAGCCUGUGCGACCCCAUACCGGGCCUCUUAUGCCCCUCGGUAUGCUCCCAACCUGAUGGACAUGGGCGUUGAAAUGGAUUCGUAUGGAUCCUACCAACGCUUCCACUCUCCCUCUCCCAGUCGGCGGUCCUUGAACCGUCAGCGCUCUACGUCUUUCCCCUCCGUCUACUAUUCGGGCUCUCCGGAGCAUCAUCCCGUCGAGCCUCGACGGAAGAAGGAGAGUAGUUCUCGGCGCCGUCGUCAUGGCAGCCCGUCGAACCCUCAGCCGGCCAGAUACUCGAGGAACUCGAUGCUGGUCAAUCCAGACGUUAUUGAUCGUCUGGACAGCGCGAGUCUCUGCCAGUACCAUCACGAGGGGCCCUACGAUGCCGUCUAUGCGGAGAGGAACUACCACACCAAGCAGAGCCCCGUCGAGGCAGUCAAAGAUUCAACUGCCGAGACCUUGAAGGCAACUCCGAAAGAUAAAAUUAGGGACUGCAUCGAUAGUCACCGUCCUCUGGACGGUGUGGCUUAUUACCCUCCAGGUCACACAGACAUGGAGGGCCGCACCUACGAAUACGAGGAGGGGCCGAACAUGAUGAACGACUAUGGAAACUUUAUGCGUUGUCCCGGUCAAAAAUUCACCGAUGAGGAUUUCAAAAAGGACCCCUUUUACAAUACACCCCACCCCAAGCCAUUCGCCUCGCUCCGGAAAGCGCUCAGUAUCCGUCGUCGCAAGCGCAGCGGAACUUCUUAGACAAGUUCUUAAACAAAUUCAUUUGGACUUUUUGUAUACGGCCGCACUACAACAUGCAUUUGUGGUUGGUUCGUCUAUAAGACCGCAGUCUCCCUGAUAGAGCUGCGAGAGUUGGUGUUGGGUUUUGAUGAUUUUUGGAGCGUUUCUUUCUAUUAUGUAUUUUACCAUGAUUCCCCUGCUACACCGGUCAUGACCUCGGUGAUUACGGUAUGACAUGAUGUGUCACGCUCGGAGUUGAAGCCUGGAGUAUCACGGUGGGAGGCGUUCAUGGUUGCUACAGCCCUUUUGAUGGGUUUGAAUUGGGAAUAUCCAUGGCUGUUUUUACUUCUGCUGUCUGACAGUCAAAUUUGACGAUCUACAAUCUGCCACUGC
Messenger RNA from Aspergillus vadensis CBS 113365, 1514 nucleotides. RefSeq lists its product as uncharacterized. The transcript is spliced from 2 exons. The record is from RefSeq and is a predicted model, not a curated record. Bases 387 to 1142 code for a protein of 251 amino acids. Gene Ontology annotation, cellular component: cytoplasm. Lineage: Eukaryota; Fungi; Ascomycota; Eurotiomycetes; Eurotiales; Aspergillaceae.